AGGAGGUAAGCUUCGAUCUCGCGGUUCUUUUCAUCACGCUCUCUCUCUUCGGUUCUCAGAUCCGUAAACAAUUCGAAGAGCGAGGGUUUAGUUUCUCGAUCCGAGCGUUUUCUUGCUCGGAUUCAUCGAUCCGUACAAGAUGACGAGAGAUCAAGAGAGCUGGAUUCUCAUGGCGACAGCGAGAGCUCCGACGAACAUCGCCGUGAUCAAAUACUGGGGAAAACGUGACGAAACCCUAAUUCUACCUAUCAACGACAGCAUCAGCGUCACUCUCGAUCCCGAUCAUCUCUCGGCGACCACGACAGUCGCCGUCCUAGAUUCGAGAGCGAUCGCAUGCGGUUGAAUGGAAAGGAAAUUGAAUGUGAGGGCUGAAGAUUUUGAGGAUGAGAAGGAGGAGGUUAAGAUCAAGAAAGAAGAUCGGGGGAGAUUGAAUGUGCACAUUGCAUCGUAUAAUAAUUUUCCUACCGCGGCUGGAUUGGCUUCAUCAGCAGCGGGUUUUGCUUGUCUUGUGUAUUCCCUCGCCAAGCUAAUGAAUGUGAAGGAUGAUUUUGGCCCUCUUUCUGCUAUUGCAAGGCAAGGUUCAAGUAGUGCAUGCCGAAGUCUAUAUGGUGGUUUUGUCAAGUGGAAAAUGGGAAAUGAUGCAAAUGGGAGCGAAAGCUUAGAAGUACAACUUACUAAUGAUAGACACUGGGAAGACCUAGUUAUUAUCAUAGCCGUGGUAAGUUCAAGGCAGAAAGAAACUAGUAGUACCACGGGUAGGCGUGAGAGUGUUAAGACCCGUACUCUUUUACGACACCGGGCCGAGGAAAACCAGCCUUGUGGAGAGAUGGAACCGUUCUGAAGGAACACCUCAGGACCAAUCCAAAACGUUCAUCAGGCGGCAUGCACCUUUGAUGCCGGGCCAAAUGCUGUUUUGAUCGCACCUAAUCGAAAACUCGCUUCUCUUUUGCUUCAAAGACCUCCUGACGCUGAAUUGAACAGAGCUGUGUGUUAGGAGACGAGUCAAUACUGCAUGAAGCUGGAGUGCAAUCAGUGAAAGAUACUGAAUCCUUGCAGCCUCCUUCUGAGACAAAGGAUAAGUCCCCAGCUCAAAGAUCUGCAGGAAGGAGGUUGUUGGCUGCCAACCUACAAACCAUGCAAAAAGGGAAUACUGUUGUGUGGGGGACUACUUUCAGGCCCAGCUAUCUGAUUAAAUGGGCUGUAGGAUUGCUUUAGCCCUUGACACGAUCAAGCUCCCACCCAAAAUCAACUGGUUUGGGUCUAGAUAUUUUAAGGCCAAUACAAAGUCAUAUAGGGAAAAGGAGAUGGUGACACCUAAAGACUAUACUAAUAGACAUUAGUGUUAUUUACAUCAUGAAUCUUGAAACGACACUCUCUUCACCACACAAGGCUAAAUGACGCUUAUAUGACUUAUUGUUUGAACUAUUUUUCACUUCUAAACCCUAACUUUUAUUUGGGAGGAAAUUUUUUUUUUAAA
Asparagus officinalis (garden asparagus) is the source of this 1477-nucleotide messenger RNA. RefSeq names its product diphosphomevalonate decarboxylase MVD1, peroxisomal-like. The transcript has 11 exons. Gene Ontology annotation, biological process: isopentenyl diphosphate biosynthetic process, mevalonate pathway. Gene Ontology annotation, cellular component: cytosol. NCBI's taxonomy places the organism in Eukaryota, Viridiplantae, Streptophyta, Magnoliopsida, Asparagales, Asparagaceae. The record is from RefSeq and is a predicted model, not a curated record. The coding region runs from base 344 to 841 and encodes 165 amino acids. Gene Ontology annotation, molecular function: ATP binding; diphosphomevalonate decarboxylase activity.